Molecule: messenger RNA, 5478 nt
Organism: Gallus gallus (chicken)
Lineage: Eukaryota; Metazoa; Chordata; Aves; Galliformes; Phasianidae
Product: activated RNA polymerase II transcriptional coactivator p15-like
Exons: 5
Coding region: 1223-1603 (126 amino acids)
Biological process (GO): positive regulation of transcription initiation by RNA polymerase II
Cellular component (GO): nucleus; transcription regulator complex
Molecular function (GO): DNA binding; transcription coactivator activity
Source: RefSeq, a predicted model, not a curated record
GUCCUUGUGUGGCCUGUUGUAUUCCGCCCUUGCUCCCUAUGGUGCUUUGGUGUUUCCUCAUGCUCUGCCUUAUUAGCCUCUCCUGAGAAAGUUACUUCUAACCCCCAUUUCUUUGAUCCGAUUUCCACUCCUAUUGUCUUGCAUGUUGUUACUAGUUCGCUGUAAUGGAGACUUAAGGGUUAUUCCCUAUUUGUGGCCCCUUGGCUCCCAUUUAUCAGUUUUGUUUGAUUCUCCAAUUUUACGUUAUCGCUGUGCUUGUUUUUUGCCUUGUCUUGUUCCAGCUCCCCUCUGUCUCUGUCCUGCAGCAUGGUUUGCGUGCUUUCCCAUAUCAUGUUUCAUUUUCAGUGCUACAGCUUCCAGUGUUGUGCUCCAAGCUAUUAUGACAGAACUUGCAUUGCUUGAAAACUGUAUUGAGCCAUUGUCAUUGUUCACUAUUUCUUUUCCUUUGUAUGUGACUUAUUUCACCACCAGCUUGUUUAAAAAUGCUGUUAUUCAUUAUCCUUUACUGAGAUGUUUCUCUAAUCUUUUAUUAGCCUUCCCUAGCUUUAGUUUAUUAUACACAGUUUUUCUCUGUGAUGCUUACUUUUAUUCUGAAAGAACAGAUAAGCUAUUUAUUUGUCACAGCAAGUUUCUAGUAGCAGGCAAAAUGUUCAACUACUUUAACCAUAUGUUUGCAUAGUGGAGAGAUAAGAUAUAGAAGCACACCUAGCAGCAUACUUUCAAGGAAAGUUGAACGUCUGCUUGUCUGACAAAUCAGUAGAUUCUAGUGACUGUGUUAAAGCUACAGUAGAAAUAUUAAUUACAGUACUGUAGUUCAUUAUAACUAAGUGAUUUGUGGAUUUUUUCCAUACUUCUGUGUUACUGAUGGGGAGCUUAGCCUCAUGUAUGAUGAUUAUACAACUUGCAAACUCAACUUGGCAAAACGCUUGUGGAAGAAUAUAGAUAAUGCUGUGGCUGGCCCUAGUAGUAUAUAUUUGUGAGUAUAGUAUUGAAAAUUCAAGUUGAGGAUAAUAAUGUAAUGCACUGUAUUUUUUUUUCCAUUAUACUUUCUGCCUUUUUAAAUAGUUAAAAACUAAAAUAUUGCUUUUAGGGCAGUUGCAGCAAAAAAAAAAAAAAAAAGGGGAAGAGUUAUGAGAGGGAAUGGUGUUUGAGAUCACAUCCAUGAUGUGUGUUAAAGCUUUUAUGAAAAUACAGAGAAGUCUUUAGGAGGGUUUUAAUAAGAAUGCCUAAAUCAAAGGAACUUGUGUCUUCAAGCUCAUCUGCAAGUGAUUCUGAUAGUGAAAUUGACAAAAAGGCGAAGCGGAAAAAGCAAGCUGUUCCAGAAAAGCCUCUAAAGAAACAAAAGAUGGGUGAAAGUUCAAAAGGUGCUGCUGCUUCUAAGCAAAGCAGUAACAGAGAUGAGAAUAUGUUUCAGAUUGGCAAAAUGAGAUAUGUCAGUGUUCGUGACUUUAAAGGGAAAGUUUUAAUUGAUAUUAGAGAAUAUUGGAUGGAUCAAGAAGGUGAAAUGAAGCCUGGCAGGAAAGGUAUUUCUUUAAAUCCAGAACAGUGGAACCAGCUGAAGGAACAGAUUUCUGAUAUUGAUGAUGCAGUAAGAAAACUGUAAAGACAGCCAUACAAAAUUCUCUGUCAUUUUAGUUGUUUUAAGUGGUCUUUUUACACUGGCAUUUGUUUUCUAAGUUAUUGUAUAUUUUCAUUGCAAAGCAAUUUGUAAGAUAAUUUUUUUUUUUUUUUUAGUGCAUUAAAAGUGUAUUCUAAGUGAGGCUAUUUGUGUAUACUUUACUAAAAGGAGAUGUUGCUUAUACCUUAUGAUCUAAAACAAAUAGAGUAAUAUGUAAAGCAUAGCUUUUUAUGGCCUUUUGAUUAAAGAUAUUUGCUGAUAAGACCACCUAAUAGCUUCAGGCUUUGUUUCAUUUGAGUUAAUAGUUUGCUUGCUAUGGAGAUUCUUAAUGUCUUCACUUAUUUUUUUUUUCUUUUGUUUUAAUAUCCUUUAGUAUUGCUCUCAGCUUUCUGCUUUAAAACUUAAUACAAACAGUGAAUAUUUGAUAAUGCCUAUUUCUGUAGAUAACUUUAAAUACUCUAUUUGCAAACUUACCUUAUGUAUUCAGAUGAAACAGUUCUGAGUAUAUAGACUUGUUUGCGUUAUUUGCAUGAAGUGUUAUGCUAAGCAAUAACACUUGAACAUCAUCCGCACAUUAUCUGUCCCCAUUUUUCUAUAGCUUGCUUGAGUUAGAAAGUACAGUUAGCCUUUAUUCAUGAACCUGAUAUUUUUUAGAACGUGAUGCAUAAACUUUUACAGUAAUAAGUAUGUACCUCAGAGUAAUACUAUUUGAAAGCUCCAAACUUGGUUAUAGGUUUUGGUACUCUUUUCAACCUUUGCAUUAAAUUUGUUCUUGAAUACACUCUCUGGUUUUUCUAUAGGAGAAAAAAAGGACAGUUAACCUGCCUUUGUAGGGCUCUUGUUUGAGAGUAUUGUGCAAAUAACAGUGCUUAAACUAGGCUGUAGCACAGGUUAAACAGUCAUACAGGAUUAUAAUUGCUUCAGCCAAAGCAUCAGACUGUCAUACUUUUGUCCUGGCCAAGCCAUGUAACUUGCCUUGCUUGGUUUACUUGUGCACAGCUUUCUAUUUUUUUGUAUAGAAGGUACUCGAUGCUUACAAUGGAGUGAUGAUACAUAGUAGUUCUGUGACUCUAGUAAACUUCACUUGUCUACCAGUGUACUAUUCUGGUAAGAGAAGCUUAUGUCCAGCGGAAGUUUUAUUAGACUAGAUGUUGCCUCAGAUGAAGGGAAUCUUGGUAGGUGUCACGAGGCGUGGAACGAAGGAGGUAGAAUGAGAUACUCAAGUAGAACCUGGAGAUGUAAUGGGCACUCCAGUAGAAAAAAUAAUGUAGAAAGCUCAGAGUUAGCUGGCGCAUAACUACAGUGAAGAAACUUAAUGUUAGUGGAAUUGGAGAAGAGGUUUUUUUUUGUUUGUUUGUUUGGGUUUUUUUACUUCAGUUAAUAGAAGGAACAUGAUGAAACAACAUGGAAAUUGACAUUUCAAGACUAUGUAGUGAAUGUACAUUUCAUUGCUUCAGCUGUGAUCGUCCCAUUUGAUGGUAAAUGUAAAGAAUCUUUAAAUUUUUGUAUGGAUAAACAGGAUUUGCUAUUUGUUUAAUUCUGGGAUAUCUUAAUAUAAUUGCUUAUAUUGCAGAUAUGCAUGGCAGUUCUGUUCUGCUGAGUGUCAUAUAUAGACUGUUCCUGUGCUGCAGUUCAUAAUUCAGUACAAAUGGGUACAUGAAGGGUGAGGAAGGUGACAUCAUGAAAUUAAACUAACUGAAAUAUUACAUGAGAGAGUUCCUUCUGCUUUUUAACUUACCUAUUGUUGAGAUAGUUCAAAGUUAAGUCUGAUUUUGUAUAGCUCAGGAAAUCUUGAGUUUUUAAGAACUAUACAAGGGUAAAUAAAAAGGUGAAGAGAUAUGUUGUGGUAGCAGCUGCAUUUCAGGGCACAACUUUCUUUAACAACUAGUAGCAUGUAAGAACACCUGGACCAAAUAGAACAAGUAUGAAAUCUGCUAAAAUUAGUGAAUGAAAUUUCUUUAAAUCAUUGUUGACAGGUUCUAUGUCAUUGAUUUGCAAUAUAUAUUUGCAAAUUUUCCCUAUAAAUCAGAAUUUUUGUGACUAGAUUUUAUAUUUUUACUUCAAAACUUUGUGUGGCUACUUUAAAGUACAUGGUUAUCAUAAUAGAAGGAACAUUAUCUUCAGAUUACUGUGGUAAUAAGUCAUUGGACAGCAGUUGUGUAUCAGAGUUGCAUCAUCAUUGUGUUUAGGAAAGUGGAGAAUUAAAUUCAGUCAUUUGGGUGGAGUAGGUGGAAAAAGUUAAUAUAGUGAUUAGUUCAGUUGUGGUAAUUGAUAGAAAUGUUCAGAUAAACUAGUAUUUGUUAACCAAGAGCUAAUUGUUUUUCUAGAUAGUCUCCUUACUGAAUUUGUGGACAUAAUUACUGGAGCUGUUUAUCCCAUUUUUACUUGUUAAACUUUGGGACAAUUUGAUUUUACUUUGUGUGUUGAAAAAGCUUUAUAUCUGCCAGUUAUAUUUCUGACUGCAGUACUGAUUUAAAAUAUAUAUGAGAGCUGCUCCAAAAGUAACAUUUCCUAUUUGAUUAUGUUGGCCCAUGAUGUCAGAGGUAGAUGUUGGUGGUAUGGCAGUAGAGAUUGAACUUUCCUGCCAGUAUUCCAUUACAUUUUGUUGCUGUGCAACAGAUGGCAGCAGAGGGGCAGUCUGACAAAAUGGUGCCUGACAUGGAAGUGCUUAUGGAGCAAAGGUGCGUCAUUCAAUUCCCCCAUGCAGAAAAAAAUUGUAUCCAUUGACAUUCAUAGAUGCUGGUUGAAUGUUUAUGGAGACCAAACAGUGGAUGUAAGCACAGCAAGGCUGUGGGUGGUAUGUUCCAGCAGUGGUGAUGGUGGGUCGUCUCUGUUGAGUUGGUGCAGAUUUUGAGCACAGCAUGCAGGCUCUUAUUCAUUACUGGUGAAAAUGCAUGCGUAACGGUAGAAAAAUAGUGCUUUGUAGCUGACAAUUUGCUCUACCAAUUAGUGUUAUUGUACUCUUUGUAUCUGUUGUAGUUUCUAUGGGAAUAAAUAGGAAGCAUUACUUUCAGAGCAACCUACUUAUUGUUUUAUCUGGCCUUAACAUCUCAAUGGAUGUAAUAACAAAAAAUAACUAAACCAGACAGUUUCACAAAUAAAAUUGAAAAUGAAUUGUGAGGGAGUUCUAUGUACCUCAGAUGACUUUGCUGGGUAGUUGAUAUUAAUUUUACACAUUCAAUGUUACUUUGAAAUGAAUAGCUGUGAUUUGUUAUGUGUCUUUGGCUGUAGAUCCUCUAAUUCAAGAAGAAAAUUCAAAUUUUUUUGAUACAGCUUUUCUUGCAGACAAAAUGGUACUUAGAGUACACGUGGAAGUGUCCAUGGAAGAAAAUUGUGAAAAGACUGCAGUAUGAGAUAAAAGUAAGCACUGCUCCCUUUCCAACUCAAGUUGCAAAAGUAAGAUGCAUUUGGUUCUUGAUAUUUAUACAGGGCAUAUUAGCAAUGUUUUAUAAAUUAUACGUAUGGUGGAACAUAGGAGGAAAAAUAAAUCUGAAUUCUUAAAGUACAUUGUGUAUUAAUUCAACUAUUGUGUAUGAUGUUACUCUUAUGUAGAAAUGUUCAUACUGAAAUGCAGUACUGAGUUUGAUAUUUCUGUUAAAGGAAAUACCCAGUUACGUACUUGUGAUCUGUUAGCAAAAAAAAUAUUGAUAACUAAUUUUGAUAACUCAAAUGUCAUACUGUUAAUCAUGUGGAAUGUUUAAUGUUCUGGUAGUAUCUACUGCAGAGAGACCACUAAAGAUAUGAGCCCUCCAACUGUAUCUGGUGUGUGUUUUUUUUGUUUUUUUUUUUUUUAAACUAGCUAAAUGGCAUAUGUGUAAUAACAAUUUGAGUACCUGGAAAUAAAUGAAGACUUCUGUUGA